Anopheles cruzii is the source of this 581-nucleotide messenger RNA. Its product is annotated as protein unc-79 homolog. The record is from RefSeq and is a predicted model, not a curated record. NCBI's taxonomy places the organism in Eukaryota, Metazoa, Arthropoda, Insecta, Diptera, Culicidae. The annotation marks the transcript as partial. Gene Ontology annotation, molecular function: protein binding. The transcript is spliced from 3 exons.
AUGGCUGUCCUGAUGACUAUUUUAGAACCGUUUUCUAAAAUAAUAAGCUACGCGAUACAGAACUUGCGAUUGACGCAUAAGACACUGGUCGAAAUUUGUAACCUCAGUGGACGGGCAUUCACAAAGGAACGCGACAAGCUGUACCUGGGUCGCCAGAUAGUAUUCGAUCUGGUACAGGCACUAAAAUUCAAAAUCAACGUACCCGACGUCAACCUGUUGCUGUUGGUUGGCUUCCUGCUUCAAGACGCCGGAGGUAUUCUGCCGCCCUGUAUUAGCGGUGAAAUGUCCAUGGGAGAAUCGUACGUGCACAUCAACUGUAACAUAACCGACUGCAUGCGACAACCUUACUUGAACGAUAUACUGGAAUUUUUGGCCGAUUUCCACACACUGAGCAAAAUAAAGAAUCUUAAAGCAUCCGGCACGGGCCCCGGAUUAUGUGAGGAUACAAUUGGUGGCGUGCUAAAAGGAGCUAUAGCACAGUAUCUUGCGUUAGAGAUGUCACGAGGAAAUUCCAAAGAUAGUCGAACGGUUUCCAAAUAUCUUCCUUGGCUGAACAACGCGCCGUCAUCAUUGCAGCAAGG